AGAGGGACGAACCGGGGUGGAAGCGCCAGGAGCAGCUGCCGGGAGCCCUCACGCGGACCACGCACUCUAUGGCCGUAGGGAGCUGCUGAGAGCGAGAAGAGCACGUUACCGCCCGCCCGCUGCACCGCACCUCGCCUCGCCUCUCUGCUCUCCCAGGCCCCGGCCGCGCGCCUCCCGCCUCCCGCCUCCCGCGACCAUGAACCACUCGCCGCUCAAGACCGCCUUGGCGUACGAAUGCUUCCAGGACCAGGACAACUCCACUUUGGCUUUGCCGUCGGACCAAAAGAUGAAAACAGGCACGUCUGGCAGGCAGCGCGUGCAGGAGCAGGUGAUGAUGACCGUCAAGCGGCAGAAGUCCAAGUCUUCCCAGUCGUCCACCCUGAGCCACUCCAAUCGAGGUUCCAUGUAUGAUGGCCUGGCUGACAAUUACAACUAUGGGACCACCAGCAGGAGCAGCUACUACUCCAAGUUCCAGGCAGGGAAUGGCUCAUGGGGAUAUCCGAUCUACAAUGGAACCCUCAAGCGGGAGCCUGACAACAGGCGCUUCAGCUCCUACAGCCAGAUGGAGAACUGGAGCCGACACUAUCCCCGGGGCAGCUGUAACACCACCGGAGCAGGCAGCGACAUCUGCUUCAUGCAGAAAAUCAAGGCGAGCCGCAGUGAGCCCGACCUCUACUGUGACCCACGGGGCACCCUGCGCAAGGGCACGCUGGGCAGCAAGGGCCACAAGACCACCCAGAACCGCUACAGCUUUUACAGCACCUGCAGUGGUCAGAAGGCCGUGAAGAAGUGCCCUGUGCGCCCACCCUCCUGUGCCUCCAAGCAGGACCCCGUGUAUGUCCCGCCCAUCUCCUGCAACAAGGACCUGUCCUUCAGCCACUCUAGGGCCAGCUCCAAGAUCUGCAGUGAGGACAUCGAGUGCAGUGGGCUGACCAUCCCCAAGGCUGUGCAGUACCUGAGCUCCCAGGAUGAGAAGUACCAGGCCAUUGGGGCCUAUUACAUCCAGCAUACCUGCUUCCAGGAUGAAUCUGCCAAGCAACAGGUCUAUCAGCUGGGAGGCAUCUGCAAGCUGGUGGACCUCCUCCGCAGCCCCAACCAGAACGUCCAGCAGGCCGCAGCAGGGGCCCUGCGCAACCUGGUGUUCAGGAGCACCACCAACAAGCUGGAGACCCGGAGGCAGAAUGGGAUCCGCGAGGCAGUCACCCUCCUGAGGAGAACUGGGAAUGCCGAGAUCCAGAAGCAGUUGACCGGACUGCUCUGGAACCUGUCUUCCACUGACGAGCUGAAGGAGGAGCUCAUUGCCGAUGCCCUGCCUGUUCUGGCCGACCGCGUCAUCAUCCCCUUCUCUGGCUGGUGCGAUGGCAAUAGCAACAUGUCCCGGGAAGUGGUGGACCCUGAGGUCUUCUUCAAUGCCACAGGCUGCUUGAGAAAGAGACUGGGCAUGUGGGAGCUUCUGGCUCUUGUUCCACAAACGGCUGCUAGUAGCAGGGUGAACCUGAGCUCGGCCGAUGCAGGCCGCCAGACCAUGCGUAACUACUCAGGGCUCAUUGAUUCCCUCAUGGCCUAUGUCCAGAACUGUGUAGCGGCCAGCCGCUGUGACGACAAGUCUGUGGAAAACUGUAUGUGUGUCCUGCACAACCUCUCCUACCGCCUGGAUGCUGAGGUGCCCACCCGCUACCGCCAGCUGGAGUAUAACGCCCGCAACACCUACACCGAGAAGUCCUCCACUGGCUGCUUCAGCAACAAGAGUGACAAGAUGAUGAACAACAACUAUGACUGCCCCCUGCCCGAGGAAGAGACCAACCCCAAGGGCAGUGGCUGGCUGUACCAUUCAGAUGCCAUCCGCACCUACCUGAACCUCAUGGGCAAAAGCAAGAAAGAUGCCACCCUGGAGGCCUGUGCGGGUGCCCUGCAGAACCUGACGGCCAGCAAGGGGCUGAUGUCCAGUGGCAUGAGCCAGUUGAUUGGGCUGAAGGAAAAGGGCCUGCCACAAAUUGCCCGCCUCCUGCAAUCUGGCAACUCUGAUGUGGUGCGGUCUGGAGCCUCCCUCCUGAGCAACAUGUCCCGCCACCCUGUGCUGCACAGAGUGAUGGGGAACCAGGUGUUCCCAGAGGUGACCAGGCUCCUCACCAGCCACACUGGCAAUACCAACAACUCUGAAGACAUCUUAUCCUCAGCCUGCUACACCGUGAGGAACUUGAUGGCCUCACAGCCACAGCUGGCCAAGCAGUACUUCUCCAGCAGCAUGCUCAACAACAUCAUCAACCUGUGCCGCAGCAGUGCCUCACCCAAGGCCGCAGAAGCUGCCCGGCUUCUCCUGUCUGACAUGUGGUCCAGCAAGGAACUGCAGGGUGUCCUCAGACAGCAAGGUUUUGAUAGGAACAUGCUGGGGACCUUAGCUGGGGCCAACAGCCUCAGGAACUUCACCUCCCGAUUCUAAGAAGAGGCUGUCCAAGCAAGUUAGGCUUGCAGGAAGAUAUGACCCAGCUGAGAAGCCCUCAGGCCUCGCUGGAUGGGGUUUUCUGUCCAUCCUGUGCAGUAUUUGGAAAAGUUCACAAAAAACUGAAAAGAAACCUAAAAACUGUGGAUAACGGAAAUAUUUUUAGAUUUUUUUCCUUGGGGGAACUGGCAGGCAAUGGGAGUUAGGGAGGUUGGGGGGGGGCUUUCUUGAGUUAAAGGGGCUUAUAUGUGAUGUCAAUAUUUCUUCCUCUGAGAAAUGGUAUAUAUAUGUGUAUAAUGUAA
Mandrillus leucophaeus (drill) is the source of this 2742-nucleotide messenger RNA. RefSeq names its product plakophilin 1 (gene PKP1). The record is from RefSeq and is a predicted model, not a curated record. Gene Ontology annotation, biological process: intermediate filament bundle assembly; cell-cell junction assembly; cell-cell adhesion. Gene Ontology annotation, cellular component: cytoplasm; nucleus; adherens junction. The transcript is spliced from 15 exons. Lineage: Eukaryota; Metazoa; Chordata; Mammalia; Primates; Cercopithecidae. Gene Ontology annotation, molecular function: cadherin binding. Bases 197 to 2440 code for a protein of 747 amino acids.